AUGGAGUAUUCCGGUCCUUCUGUCUCGGUUCAGAUCAAAAUCACCAUUGACCCUUCCAACAACGAUGCAUUCUUAAAGGCGCUCAAGCCUGUAUUUGACAGAAUCGUUGAAGAGCCUGCCAAUACCUUUUUUGAGGUUUUCCAAGAUGCGAGGCAGCCUGGCGUGUUCAAGUUGAUUGAAAAUUGGAACGCAAGCACGGAGGAUGUGAUGAAACACCCGCAAACGAAGGACUACCUCAAGCUUUACUUUGCAGCGACACAACCUAUGCAUACCAAACCUCUAGAAGUUGAAGUCUUCAACCGCAUGCCAGGGAACGAGUUAGUUAGCUUUCGGAAAGAUUGUUACCCGGGCAGGGAAUAG
This is a messenger RNA of Aplosporella prunicola CBS 121167, 360 nucleotides long. RefSeq lists its product as uncharacterized. Gene Ontology annotation, molecular function: catalytic activity. Bases 1 to 360 code for a protein of 119 amino acids. The record is from RefSeq and is a predicted model, not a curated record. Lineage: Eukaryota; Fungi; Ascomycota; Dothideomycetes; Botryosphaeriales; Aplosporellaceae. The transcript is spliced from 2 exons.